Asparagus officinalis (garden asparagus) is the source of this 3423-nucleotide messenger RNA. Its product is annotated as kinesin-like protein KIN-14K. Gene Ontology annotation, biological process: microtubule-based movement. The record is from RefSeq and is a predicted model, not a curated record. Gene Ontology annotation, molecular function: microtubule binding; microtubule motor activity; ATP binding. Lineage: Eukaryota; Viridiplantae; Streptophyta; Magnoliopsida; Asparagales; Asparagaceae.
CGAGAUCCGCCAUCGCUUUCUUUUAUUAUUUGGCCGGCCGUUGGGAAGUUUUAACCCACGAAUUAAACGACACGGAGAAGUGAGAAAGAGAUCUAAGAUUCUACAUUUGGCUAGGGUUUCAGCAUUUCCCCCGAUUUCGCCCCUUUUGAUGAAAAAUGCUGCGUUGAGGUAGAAUCUAGGGCAGAAGAAAGAACAAUGGGAAGCGUGGAUGUGGAAGCUGAAGCCGCUAAGAAGCGAUCAGAUGUAGUUGAGUGGCUAAACUAUUUAUUUCCCGACUUUAACUUACCUCUGGAGGCAUCUGAUGAGGAAUUAAGAGCACUUUUGCUUGAUGGAUUUGUGUUUUUUGGCAUUCUGGGGAGGAUAAAUCCGGCUUAUUCAGGAGAGAUUCAAGGUGGAGAAUUUGUGCCCGAGAAGCGCUCGGAUUAUAUAAGAGGGUUUGCUUCGGCUGUGGACCAAAUGGGUUUACCCUGUUUUAAAAUUUUGGACCUAGAGCAGGGAUCCAUGUCUUCAGUUGUAAUGUGCCUUCUUUCAGUCCGAGAUCACAUAAUCUCUAGCAAUGGGAAUGAUGGGAUUCAGAAAUCACUUGUCAAAUCUUGGAACCGGCCAUCAGAUAGCUGGAGAUCUCUAGAAGCUGACAAUUUGGAGGGUGUGGAUAUUCGACAGGAUGAGCAGACUAAUGGGGAUCAAAACUCUAGUAGAGUGGAAGAUGAGACGAAUCAAAAUGACUGGCAGUUGAAAUUUCAACUUUCGAUGCUGAAGCCAACGACUCCUCUAUCAUCUAAUGCUGUCGACAAGUUUCAUGAGGUUUUCCAACUAAAACAAGGGCGCUAUUCUGAUCUUCCUGCAUCAAAGAUUUCAGAGAUGAUGAAGUCAAAUAGUUUCGAAAGUGCCCCAACACAGUCACUUUUGAGUGUUAUGAAUGGGAUUCUUGAUGAAAGUAUUGAGAGGAAGAGUGGAGAAAUACCUCAGCGCGUAGCAUGCUUAUUGAAAAAAGUCGUGCAAGAGAUUGAGCGGCGUAUUUCAACUCAGGCAGAACAUAUACGAAAACAAAACAAUCUCAUUAAAGCACGGGAAAGGAAGUUCCAGUCGAGGAUCAGAGCACUUGAAACUCUAGCAAGCGGGUCAAGUGAAGAAGCGAAGAUUAUCAUGGACAAGCUCCAGUAUGUCAAGACAGAAAAAAGCAAAAUUGAAGAGAGCAAGAAACUUGGGGAACAAGACGUGCUUAGACCGAUGGACGAGAAUGAAGCUAGGAAUCGAAAAAUCAAUCAUGAGCUUAGAUACCUACUGCAGGAUCUGAAGGCAUCUUCCGAGUCCAUAAAAGACGAGGUUCUAAGUACAAAACAGAGAUGGACAGAAGAGUUUUCUAGCUUAGGAAAAAAACUGAAAGUAUUGACUGAUGCUGCUGAAAACUAUCAUGUAGUUCUUGCUGAAAACCGUAAACUAUUUAAUGAGGUUCAAGAAUUAAAAGGAAAUAUCCGAGUUUACUGUCGUAUAAGACCAUUCCUUUCUGGAGAAAACAGAAAAUCAACAACAAUAGAUUAUAUUGGUGAGAAUGGUGAACUUCUCUUGGUAAAUCCUUUCAAACAGGGAAAGGAUGGUAAUCGCUCAUUCAAGUUCAACAGGGUCUUUGGUCCAGCUGCUACUCAAGAGGAAAUUUUCCUAGACAUUCAGCCCUUAAUACGGUCAGUUCUAGACGGGUAUAAUGUGUGCAUUUUUGCAUAUGGUCAAACUGGAUCGGGGAAAACCUCACGAUGGUAUGGACCUAAUUUGUCAACUAAAGAGGAUUGGGGUGUCAACUACCGAGCGCUGAAUGACCUUUUUAACAUUUCACGGAGUAGGAGAAAUUCUAUCAUGUAUGAAGUUGGCGUUCAGAUGGUUGAGAUAUAUAAUGAGAAAGUACAGGAUCUCCUUGUAAAUGAUGCAUCACAAAAGAAGCUUGGAGUCAUGAAUAGCUCUCAGCCUAAUGGUCUUGCUGUUCCUGAUGCAAGUUUACAUCUUGUAAACUCUACCUCUGAUGUGUUAGAAUUGAUGCAAAUUGGAUUGGCGAAUAGGGCUGUCGGUGCCAAGGCUCUCAAUGAAAGAAGUAGUCGGUCACACAGCAUUGUGACUGUUCAUGUGAGAGGUGCUGAUUUAAAGACCGGAGCCACACUUCGCAGUUCUCUUCAUUUGGUCGAUCUUGCUGUAAGUGAGAGAGUUGACCGCUCUGAAGUAACUGGAUAUAGGCUCAGGGAAGCACAACAUAUCAACAAGUCUUUAUCUGCUCUGGGAGAUGUGAUAUUUGCUCUUUCGCAAAAAAGUUCACAUGUGCCAUAUAGGAACAGCAAGCUUACUCAAGUCUUGCAAAGUUCCUUAGGUGGACAAGCAAAAACACUUAUGUUCGUACAGAUUAACCCAGAUGUAAAAUCAUAUUCAGAAACUUUUAGUAUGAAGUUUGCUGAAAGGGUAUCGGGAGUUGAGUUAGGUGCCGCACGGAGCAACAAAGAGAGCAAGGAUAUCAGAGACCUGAUGGAACAGGUGGCUUCACUUAAGGGAAAAAUGGCAAGGAAAGAUGAGGAAAUUGAACGUUUGCAAUUGCUUAAAGAUAUGGGAAAUCAGUCUCCUGGUGUCAGCAAAAGACAUGGGAGCAACUCGUUGAGGCUAUCGUCCUCCUCUCCUGGACUUUCACUGCUAGAUUUUGCCACCCAACACAAGCGAAGAUCGUCUAGCCGAAGGGCAGCGGUUCCUAUUCAAAGGUCUGCUUCAGAUCCUGGGAAUUCCUCUAACAGUGACAGUCAUUCUGAGGCUAGUCCACGACAGUCUAUGGAUGAAAAUGAAAUUUCAGAACUAAAGAAGCUGUAUGGAGGGGACUUUGGUCGAAACUUUUCUGCAGAAUUUGAUUCAGAUGAAAGAUUAAGUGACGUAUCAGAUAUUUGUUUAUCCGUAGGAGCAGAAAAUGAGAGCUUAAUGAACAAUUCUGUGGAGCUCCCCUUGUUCACAGAGCAUUGCAGAGAUGUCACAAAGGAGAAGAUGUUUGUCCCAUCUCAAGUACCAAGACCAACACCAAAAAGCGCUGUGCAAACAACAUCGAUGAGGAUCAGGGAGAAGGAAAGCAUGAGGAGUUCAAGUAUUAGGAGAAGCACCACUAAUCAAGCAACACCAUCUUCCACGAAAUAUGGAAAGCGUUGGCAGUAGAGAGGAAGAGUUUUAGUAGGAACGUUAUAUUAUCCCUGACCACUUCUGUAAGUUAUUAGCCGGUUAACUUAAACUGAUUGAAUGCUUAUUGAAAUGGCUCAGGUUUCAGAGAUAGAACUCUUUUUUCCAUGGCUCCUUGCUCAUAGCCAUGUAUUAUUAGGUGGUUCCAGUUCCACGUGUAAUUUCGUUUCAUUAUAAAUAUCAUCAUCAGGUUCAUUAAUAUCGUAACCAGGUGAUUCUUCAUAUUUUCUA